AUGCUUCCAAUAGUGCUGCAACAAGGUCAAGACAACCCCCAGAAUGAGGCAAUAUUCAGGUCAGCACCAAUGACAUUGGUUCAGUUUUAUGUGACUAUUGAGCUAGCUCGAGAUGUUGUUUAUACGUUAGGAAAACUCGGAGAUGUUCAUUUCAGGGAUUUGAACUCGAAGUUGACACCGUUUCAAAGGACAUUUGUAAACGAGUUACGGGGCAUUGAUAAAAUAGAAUCACACUUAUCGUUUUUACGGAGCAUGAUGGACAAAUAUGAUACUUUAGGAGCAACACCAUAUCUGAGUUUACAGGCUGAUCAAAGACCCUUACCAUCUGCAUCGGAAAUGGACAAUACCAGAGCUGAGGUUACUACAUUUUAUGAAAGAAUCAAACAUCUUGAUAACUCAUAUAAUUCGUUGGACCAGCAAAAGUUCAAAUACAUUGAAAACCGGUACGUGGUCACCGCUGUCAAUCGAUUCCAUUCAUCGUCUUUGGCGAGAGUGGAUGACAUUGAUCAGCGUUUUGCAAUUCAUGGUGAUACAGAUGAUGAAGAUAAUGUAGCGUUGUUGAACAAUAGAAAUAAUAGCUUGGAGGAUCCAGUAAUCGAUGCUGCCAUUCUCGAAGACUCAGGCUUUAAUUCCAUUUCCGGAUCUAUAGCAAGAGAAAAAGUGCCUCUCCUAAGAAAUAUAUUGUGGAGAACAUUGAGAGGUAACUUAUUCUUUCAUGAUAUACCCAUAGAAGACGAAAAAAUGUCCAACUUUAGUGUGAAAAAUCCCGAAUUUAUAGACAAAAAUGUUUUUAUGGUAUACAUACACGGGGAGUUUUUGAAACAGAGAGUCAGAAGAAUUAUACAAUCUCUAGACGGGAUAAUUUAUGAUAAUGUAAAUGGAGGAUCCAGUGCAAGAGCCGAAACCUUGACUGACUUGAAUCACAAAAUUGAGGAUUUAAAUAAUGUUGUGCUGAGCACAAGAGAACAUUUAAUAGCUGACUUACUCAUUUUCCAAGAAGGCUAUCUCGAUAGAUGUUAUUUAGUUCAAAGGGAGAAGUUCAUAUAUCAGACUCUAAACAAGUUUGAUAUGGAUGGUACGAGAAGGUGUCUCGUAGGAGAAGGAUGGAUUCCUAAAUCUGAUUUUUCAACCUGCCGACAAACAUUGAAAAACUUAAUCCACCAAAAGUCCCGUCACGUUAUACCAGAAAACAACUCUCAGGAAUCAAUUUCUUUAUCUGCUGAGAAUACAGAUACACGAACAACCCCUGAUCCAGAAAACUCCGAUAAUUUAUUUGCAAUUGGUGAUGCAAAUGUAGAUGAUACUAUAGAUGCAGAAAAUGAAGAUUACAAUUCCUUAGUUGCAGUCGUUAAUGAACUUUCUACAAACCGUACUCCUCCAACCUAUCAUAAGACAAAUAAGUUCACAUCUGCUUUCCAACUGAUCAUUGAUGCAUAUGGUAUUGCUACUUAUCAAGAAGUGAAUCCAGGACUAGCAACGAUUAUCACUUUCCCAUUUAUGUUUGCUAUUAUGUUUGGUGACUUAGGGCAUGGGUUCAUUGUAUUCUUAAUUAGUUUGUAUUUGAUUAAGAAUGAAUCUCAUUUUGGCCCAAUGAAGAACAAGGAUGAGAUUUUUGAAAUGGCUUUCAAUGGUAGAUACAUUGUUUUAUUAAUGGGAUUUUUUUCUAUGUACACAGGUUUCAUUUAUAAUGAUAUUUUCUCGAAAUCAAUGAGUUUUUUCAAAUCUGGCUGGGAAUGGGAGUUCCCAAAAGAUUAUGAUUUUGGAAAGGAUGGUCCAGUUACUCUUAUUGCUAAGAAAAUACCAGGACACACUUACAUUUUUGGAUUAGACUGGGCAUGGCAUGGAUCUGAAAAUAAUUUGUUGUUUACAAAUUCGUAUAAGAUGAAAUUAUCUAUUUUGAUGGGUUUUAUACACAUGAAUUAUUCGUUAUUUUUCAGCUUAGUAAACUAUAGAUAUUUCAAAUCUAGAGUUGAUAUUAUUGGUAAUUUUAUUCCAGGGUUUUUAUUUAUGCAAAGUAUUUUUGGUUAUUUGUCACUUACUAUUGUAUACAAGUGGUCUGUUGAUUGGAUAGGUAAAGAGAAGCAGCCACCAGGAUUGUUAAACAUGUUGAUUAAUAUGUUCUUGGCACCUGGUAAUAUAGAGGAACAACUUUAUCCAGGCCAAAAAUUUGUCCAAAUUGUUCUUGUAUUGAUUGCAGCAAUUUGUGUCCCUUGGCUUUUACUUUAUAAGCCAAUGACAUUGAAGCGUCAGAAUAAUAAAGCCGUAGAGCUAGGAUAUUCCGAUUUGCAUUCCCAAAUGAACCACAGUCUCCAAAUGCACGAAGAAGAAGAAGCAAUCAUGUUGGAAAAUCAAUUGAACAAUGAUCCUCCUGAUGAAGUAGAUAUGUUGGAUGACAAUUUUAGAUUCCCUAAUGAUGUUGAACCAUUAUUUCAUAAUUCUGCUGCUCAUUCUGAUGAUCAUGAUUCAUUCAAUUUUGGAGAUAUCGUUAUUCAUCAAGUUAUCCAUACAAUUGAAUUUUGCUUGAAUUGUGUUAGUCAUACAGCUUCAUAUCUUAGAUUAUGGGCUCUAUCUUUAGCCCAUGCUCAAUUGUCAACAGUUUUAUGGUCAAUGACUAUUCAAAAUGCAUUCGGUACUUACGGUGGUUGGGGUAUAUUUAUGACAGUAGUAUUAUUUGGUAUGUGGUUUAUUCUUACAGUUUGUAUUUUAGUUUUGAUGGAAGGCACUUCGGCUAUGUUGCAUUCUUUAAGAUUACAUUGGGUUGAAGCUAUGUCAAAGUUUUUUGAAGGUGAAGGUUAUGCAUAUGAACCUUUCACAUUUGAGUCGAUUGAUAUAUAA
This is a messenger RNA of Debaryomyces fabryi, 2835 nucleotides long. RefSeq names its product Stv1p (gene STV1). The record is from RefSeq and is a predicted model, not a curated record. Gene Ontology annotation, biological process: proton transmembrane transport; vacuolar acidification. NCBI's taxonomy places the organism in Eukaryota, Fungi, Ascomycota, Pichiomycetes, Serinales, Debaryomycetaceae. Bases 1 to 2835 code for a protein of 944 amino acids. Gene Ontology annotation, molecular function: ATPase binding; proton-transporting ATPase activity, rotational mechanism. Gene Ontology annotation, cellular component: vacuolar proton-transporting V-type ATPase complex; vacuolar proton-transporting V-type ATPase, V0 domain; fungal-type vacuole membrane. The transcript has a single exon.